AUGGGCUCGACCUCUGACCCUGAAGGAGCAAGUUUGGCCCUCAAUCCUCGACUUGCGAUCAUAGACUCAUCGCUCCAGAUAGUAUUCCGUAUUCAGUCCUAUCGUCCGACCGUCUGUGGGACAAGUCGAGCCCAGAGCCAGAUUAGCAGGAACUUGCCCAAGGCCCGAGGUCAACGGAGUGUCGGAUUGUGGCGUAUCGCGAACCCCGAUACGGCGACCUCGAAGGACGCGGGAGCGGGCUCCGUUUCCGGUUCUCCCUUCCCUGGGUCCUUUCCUUGGCUCAUCGCCAGUAAGCCAAGAGCGGCUCCGACAGCCGAUGUCCAGAAUUCAAGCGCUUUGCCUCGCGUUAGUGCCUUGGCGCAGGCUGCUGCGGCGCAAGGCCUCCAUUCGGUCUUCAAGCCGUCCGAAGAAAUUAUUACUUUGGCAUUUUCUCGCACUCGAGAAAAAGUAAAAGAAUGCGUCCAAAGUACCAUGGGCGUUAUUCCCCUGCUUGGUUGUCCCCCAGGAUUUGGGAGGAAAGAAUUAAUGGGAGCAACAGCCACGUCCGCUCUCUCCCCGCUGUCCUCCAUACACCUGAUUGAUUGCUCGCACUUCAUUCGCGGACUUUUGUGCGACAGCCCACCAAGUGGAUGA
Molecule: messenger RNA, 633 nt
Organism: Aspergillus versicolor CBS 583.65
Lineage: Eukaryota; Fungi; Ascomycota; Eurotiomycetes; Eurotiales; Aspergillaceae
Exons: 3
Coding region: 1-633 (210 amino acids)
Source: RefSeq, a predicted model, not a curated record